AUGAUCCCGCAGACGGAAAACGGGUACAAUUCUUCGAAGCGCAAGAUUGAAGACAGGAACGCCGCAAUUGAAGAGCCUCGGCGAGUAGGAGAACGUGAAGCCAAGCCACAGACAAACGGCGACAGUAAAGUCGUAUCAAGUUCUCCUCAACCACCACCUAAAAAGCGUAUCCGAUAUACAGAACCACCGAUUUGGGCUCGCAGUGUCCGAAGCAAAGCACCAUUAAGUAUGAGCACUAAGACAAAUCUCAAGGCGAAUGGAAAGCUUCCUCUGGGAAUAUACCCUGCCAAUCAAGGUCCUCCACCUAUCAAAACUGAGAUGAAUGGCAACAACCAACUUCCUGCUCCAUCUAUCCGAGUUGCACCCCUUCCAAACACGGUGAAAGAGGAUCCGUCGGUGAUCCUAGGACCCUGGGAGCAGUCCAUCACCAAUACCAGGCCACAAGAUGAUAUAUCAAAGUUGGUAGCCGACUUCUUGUAUUCACAUGUCGUUUCCCGCAACGAUCUGGGCGAGUUGGCAAGCAGAGGUGUUGACAUCGAAAUCGAAGCCAAGCUGGGUCAAAUCAUUGACAAAGAUACGAACGAGAGAUACAUCUUACCUAUCGACUCCGAAUGUGUUCUCAGGGCGAACACUGGACUUACUUUCAGAAGCUCCAUGACCGAGACUCAGCACCGAACUCUCAACGAGUUCCUAAAUAAGCGAGUACAAGAAUCUUACGCACCAAAUCCUUUGCCUGAUUCAAAGGAGCGCGUCAAGAUUAUUUACAAUCAUCGCCGAGAAAGAGACACAUUCUAUGAACUCCCACAAACGAUGUACUCUAGUCUCCCAGCGGCAGUUAGAGAGCAACUCAAUUCACGCCAAAGAAUCAGGGUCCGGAUCAGUCACGAUCAAAAGACGGGCCAAGUCCUGGCAAAGAUUAUCAAGUGCCGAGUUGCAAACCUUGACAUUUACAUGCCGAAACAAGCUCUUGACUGUCGCAUCAGUAUCAACUUCGAAAUGAAAUUCGACAUGGACGUUGAAGAUAUCAUAGCCGCCUCGACCAGUGAUCGGCAACCUGAUCGUAAUAAGGAUCGUUUAAGCUACACUCAAUCUGUGUACCAAUUCGAUCUCACUCAAGUCACUCAAACCUCAAACAUACAGGCAAUGAAGGAGCAUGAACUUGAAAUCGAAGUCUCUACUGCAGCAGUCCGCGAGCAAGGCCAGAAGGCGGCAGCAGGCAGUACCAACGAGUAUUUGGCAUUGGUUGAAGGUUUAGUGAGCAAUGUUCGAGUCCUUGCGAGGGCUACACCAUUUCAAUAA
Molecule: messenger RNA, 1299 nt
Organism: Mollisia scopiformis
Lineage: Eukaryota; Fungi; Ascomycota; Leotiomycetes; Helotiales; Mollisiaceae
Product: mRNA triphosphatase CET1
Exons: 3
Coding region: 1-1299 (432 amino acids)
Biological process (GO): 7-methylguanosine mRNA capping; polynucleotide 5' dephosphorylation
Cellular component (GO): mRNA capping enzyme complex
Molecular function (GO): polynucleotide 5'-phosphatase activity
Source: RefSeq, a predicted model, not a curated record